Peromyscus californicus insignis is the source of this 2946-nucleotide messenger RNA. It is a transcript of the gene Ephx3, whose product is annotated as epoxide hydrolase 3. The record is from RefSeq and is a predicted model, not a curated record. Lineage: Eukaryota; Metazoa; Chordata; Mammalia; Rodentia; Cricetidae. Gene Ontology annotation, molecular function: hydrolase activity. The coding region runs from base 21 to 1271 and encodes 416 amino acids. The transcript is spliced from 7 exons. Gene Ontology annotation, cellular component: intracellular membrane-bounded organelle.
CUGCCACUUGGGAGUGAGUCAUGUGCGGUGGCAGUCUCUGCCCGAGCCGUUCACCUGUCUCCUCUGGGGGUUCCGCAGCGCCCGACAGCACAGUGGGAUCCCAAAACAAAGGCGGUGGGCUCCCGGAGCCGGCACCGCCGGUUCAGUCCUCCGGCCACGGCUCUGUCGUUGUCCCAGAACGCGAGGAUAUGCCGGAGUUUGUGGUGACGGCGCUGCUGGCGCCCUCACGCCUCUCGCUGAGGCUGCUGCGCGCCUUGGUGAUGAGCCUGGUGUAUCUGGCUGCCUUGGUGGCCGCCGCUGUCUACAGCUGCAGCGCGCUCACCACCGUGCUGUGCCGCCCCCGCCGGGGCUGCUGCGGCCGCCAGCGGCUGUCGGCGCCAGACUGCCUGAGAGACCCCACGCUGGGCGAGCACUGCUUUCUGACCCUUAGGAGUUCCGGCCUACGUCUUCACUAUGUCUCUGCUGGUCGCGGCAACGGGCCCCUCAUGCUAUUUCUGCAUGGCUUCCCAGAGAACUGGUUCUCCUGGCGCUACCAGCUGCGGGAGUUCCAGAGCCGUUUCCAUGUGGUAGCUGUGGACCUGCGUGGUUACGGCCCCUCAGAUGCUCCAAAGGAUGUGGACUGUUAUACCAUUGACCUGCUGUUGGCUGAUAUCAAGGAUAUCAUUCUAGGCCUGGGGUACUCCAAGUGCAUCCUUGUGAGCCAUGACUGGGGGGCUAUCCUUGCCUGGAAUUUCUCCAUCUACUUCCCAUCCCUAGUGGAGCGGAUGGUCGUGGUCAGUGGACCUCCUAUGUCGGUGUUCCAAGAAUACUCAAUCCGCCACAUUGGCCAGUUAUUCCGAUCGAACUACGUGUUCCUGUUCCAGCUUCCCUGGUUGCCAGAGACGCUCUUGUCUUUGUCGGACUUCCAGAUUCUGAAAGCCGUUUUCACCCACCGCAAGAAGGGCAUCCCGCGUCUGACCCCUUGUGAACUCGAAGCUUUCCUUUAUCACUUCUCGCAACCUGGAGGCCUCACGGGGCCCAUCAACUACUAUCGGAACCUGUUCAGGAACUUCCCCCUGGAGCCCCAAGAACUGUCCACACCCACACUGCUGCUGUGGGGGGAGAAAGACCACACCUUACAGCAGGGGCUUGUGGGAGCCAUUGGUAGUCAUUUUGUGCCAGGUCGGCUGGAAAGCCACAUCCUGCCAGGCAGUGGGCACUGGAUUCCACAGACCCAUCCUCAGGAGAUGCAUCAGUACAUGUGGGCCUUCUUGCAAGACCUACUGGACUAGUGGCCCCUGCUCGCCAGCCCAACAGGUACAUAAUAUGCAGGAGCACACACCCUCCGUCCUUGUGGACCUGAGAGUCUGUGCAGUGUGUGCACACAGGAUGGACUCCCAGCUCACCCACAGCAAAUGACUCCACUGUUGCACACAAAAGCAUCCAUGGGUGCCCUGCCUCACACAUAGCAUGGCUGUUUGACUCUGGUAGCCAAGAAUGCUUCUCCCUUGUGGAGUCAGAAGAUAAGACUGUCUUACCCCUCUUUUCCAAAGCGUUCCUGCCCCAGUGGCUACAUAAACCACAAAUUCUAACCUUUCUGUCUUGUUCUCUACCUCCAAUCUGCAGUUUAGGUCUUCUCCAAUAUUGCGAGCAAUAUAUUUCUUUUUUGUUUUUUGAGACAAGGUUUCUCCGUGUAGCCCUGACUCUCCUGGAACUCACUCUGUAGACCAGGCUGGCCUCAAACUCAGAGAUCCGCCUGCCUCUGCCUCCAGAGUACUGGGAUUAAAGGCAAGCGCCACCAUCACCAGCUGCAUCCAAUUUAUUCCUAACCCACAAGGAUACUUCAAUUUACAUGUUAAUUAGCUAAAGUGAAAUUUCAUUUUACUGUGAAAAAUACAGUGCCUCCAGAGCUGGGAAGGUGGCUCAGUGGUGAAGAGCAUUUAUUGCUCUUAUAGAGCAAUAAAUUUUUUUUUUUCAAGACAGGGUUUCUCUGUGAAGCUUUGGCUGUCAUGGAACUCUCUCUGGAGACUAGGCUGACCCGCCUGCCUCUGCCUCCACAGUGCUGGGAUUAAAGGCGUGUGCCACCACCACCCAGCAAGAAGUACACAUGUAUUUUUUUUUAAAAAAAGACAGUGCCUUGGUCACAAUAGCUGUGUUUUAACUGCUAAAUCAUGUAAGUAUAGAAAGUUGUAUCAAACUCUUUCUUUUUGAAUUUGAAUAUCAAAUUCAAAGAUGAUAUUACCAGCUUAAGAAAGAUGGUUUGGCGGGUGGCGGUGAUGGGGUACGCCUUUAAUCCCAGCGAUGGGGAGGCAGAGGCAGGCGGAUCUCUGUGAGUUCAAGGCCAGCCUGGUCUACAGAGCGAGUUCCAGGACAGUCAAGGCUACACAGAGAAACCCUGUCUAAAAAUCCCCCCCCCAAAAAGAUGGCUCCUCAGGUGAGGGUACCUGCUACCAACCCUGAGAGCCCGAGUUCAGGUGAAUGUGCACACAGCCACACAAAUGCAAAAUAAGUGAAUCAACUUUCAAAAAGAAAGGGGGGCUUGCUGGACACAAUGGUGCACCCCUGCAAUCUCAACACUUGAAGAGCUGAGGUGGGAAUAUUGCUGAGUUCAAGAGGUGCUGAAGACCGCCCUCAUCCACAAUGGCCUAUCACUUGGCAUCCAUGAAGCUGGCAAAGCCUUAGACAAGCGCCAAGCCCAUCUCUGUGUGCUUGCAUCCAGCUGUGAUGAGCCUAUGGACGUCAAGUCAGGGGAGGCACUUUGUGCUGAGCGCCAAAUCAACCUAAUUAAGGUUGAUGACAGCAAGAAAUUAGGGGAAUGAGUAAGCCUGGAAACUGAGGAGCGGGGAAGCCUGGUAAAGUGGUUGGCUGCAGUUGGGUAAUGGUUAAGGACUAUGGCAAAGAAUUUCAGGCCAAAGAUGUCAUCGAAGAGUACUUCCAAUGCAAGAAAUGAAUGAAUAAAAGUUUCCG